Molecule: messenger RNA, 786 nt
Organism: Phaeoacremonium minimum UCRPA7
Lineage: Eukaryota; Fungi; Ascomycota; Sordariomycetes; Togniniales; Togniniaceae
Product: putative ribosomal large subunit protein
Exons: 9
Coding region: 1-786 (261 amino acids)
Biological process (GO): maturation of LSU-rRNA; maturation of 5.8S rRNA
Cellular component (GO): preribosome, large subunit precursor; nucleolus
Source: RefSeq, a predicted model, not a curated record
AUGCCGCAGAACGAGUAUAUGGAAAGGUUCCGGAAGUUGCACGGUCGACGCCUGGAUCAUGAAGAACGACUCAGAAAACGAACCGCCCGUGAGGGUCACGAGGCAUCGGAGAAGGCCCAAAAUCUUCGAGGUCUACGGGCUAAGAUGCACGCCGAGAAGAGGCACAAGGAGAAGAUUCAGAUGAAGAAAGCCAUCCGUGCCCACGAGGAACGCAAUGUCAAAUCUGCACCUGGCGACAAAGAGCCUUCCAACCCCGUCCCCUCAUACUUGCUCGACCGAUCAAACCCUAGCUCGGCAAAGGCUCUGAGUUCCGCUAUCAAGAAUAAGCGCUCUGAGAAGGCAGCCCGUUUCGCUGUGCCGCUACCCAAGGUUAGGGGAAUUUCAGAGGAGGAGAUGUUCAAAGUCGUCAACACAGGCAAGAAGACUGCGAAGAAAUCCUGGAAGCGUGUUGUCACAAAGCCAACGUUUGUCGGCCCUGACUUCACUCGCCGACCAGUCAAGUACGAGAGAUUCAUCAGACCGAUGGGCUUGCGUUACAAGAAGGCCAAUGUCACCCACCCAGAACUAGGUGUCACGGUUCAGCUUCCCAUUAUAUCCGUCAAGAAAAACCCUCAAAACCCCCUAUACACACAGCUCGGAGUUCUGACGAAAGGCACGAUUCUGGAAGUGAACGUUUCAGAGAUGGGUUUGACGACCACUACAGGCAAAGUUGUAUGGGGAAGGUGGGCCCAGGUCACGAACAACCCCGAAAAUGAUGGCUGUGUCAAUGCUGUGCUUCUUGUCUGA